Ooceraea biroi (clonal raider ant) is the source of this 4665-nucleotide messenger RNA. It is a transcript of the gene Lgr3, whose product is annotated as Leucine-rich repeat-containing G protein-coupled receptor 3. Gene Ontology annotation, biological process: activation of adenylate cyclase activity; adenylate cyclase-activating G protein-coupled receptor signaling pathway; hormone-mediated signaling pathway. Lineage: Eukaryota; Metazoa; Arthropoda; Insecta; Hymenoptera; Formicidae. Gene Ontology annotation, cellular component: plasma membrane. Gene Ontology annotation, molecular function: protein binding; G protein-coupled peptide receptor activity. The record is from RefSeq and is a predicted model, not a curated record.
UGACUCGAGCAUGUGAGCAAUCUUGAACAUUGCAGGUGCCUAGGUAAAUCUGCAUGUCUCAUGAGCUGCAUUAUAACGUAUUUCCGGAACAAUGUGGCGUGCUUUGACCUUAGAUAAAAAUAUUACAGCAGUGUCUCCUUCGACUGAACGUCGCAGCAAGUUGCUGACAAAGAAUAUUAGUUUUCCUUUAAGUAAGAGUAUUUAAUAUAAUCCAUUGUACUACUAUGAGAAAUCAUAAUCUGCGAGAUUUUACACGAUAUUGUACCAUGAUACCGAGAUCUCGUUCGUGCAAUAUGGAAUCAUAAGAGAUUAAGAAACUUGCAUUUAUGGUAAGCUUUAUUUACACAUGUUACCAUGCUUAUUUAUGGACAACGAUGAGCGGGAAAGACGAUUGGUUGGUAGGAAGAAAGAAAUGCAUACGAAGGAAAGCUUCUCCAGAGUCGGCGAAGAGCGCGUGUGCAAUACGCUAGGUAGAGCUUACAUCACGAGCAAAUGGAUGCAACUGGUGUCAUCAGUUAGUGUUGCGAGUGCUCCCAAGUUGCAUGACACAAGAGCAGAAGCCUUAAUAAAACGAUUCAAGUGAAAGAAAUUUGAUUCUUUCUGACUUUUAAUAUUAUAAUAGUAUCUGAAAGAUUAAACCCGAAGGCAUAAUCAAUCUCUGCAGACAAAGGAAGAUUGCAAAAAUAUUGAAACAUCAUGAGGUACAAGCAUAUUGGUCUUGUCGGUGCAUCAUUAAUUAUAACGCUCUGCCUGCUCUCUGGACUCAUGUACUAUUUCAAUCAAGACAAGUGUCCUGUCGGUACUUUCCUGUGUUACAACAGCACCAUAUGCAUGCCGCAACGUAGCUGGUGCAAUGGUGUAUCAGAUUGUCCAUACAGUGACGAUGAAUCUACUGAAAAUUGCUUUGACAUGCACGGAACUUGGGAUUGGUUUACAAAGGACAGACAAUAUUUCUGGGGAAACUUAGAAGAUUGCGAUACACGUGAUGCUCCAGUUAGAUGCACUUAUGACAUGUGUCACGUGAGUUGCACAAAUUAUACUGAAGUGCCUCAGAAUUUGUCAACAAACGUCACAGCGAUUUUCUUAACUGAAAAUUCGCUUACGCACUUAACUCGCAAUGUGUUAUCGAGAUACCGAGAGAUACGCCUAUUAUAUCUCGAUAAUAAUGAUAUAGUCGAGAUAGAAAAGUGGGCGUUUCUUCAUCAAAAUGAGUUGUUUUGGUUAGUCCUCACGACUAAUAGAAUCAAUGAAAUACAAACUGGUCAUUUAACGGGACUGAAUAAAUUAGAAACCUUGAGACUGGAUCAAAAUAAUAUUGUGAUGGCAGAUUUUUCUGACCUGGAAAACAGUACUACUGUAUACUUGAUAGAUCUGAGUAAAAAUAUGUUGACAACAUCAUCCUUGAAACUUCCACAAUUGCCGACACUGACAGAAAUAAUAUUGGACGAAAAUCGUUUCGAGUCGAUAACGGAAGAUUUAUUCGCUGGAUGCUCCGCUUUGAAAUCAUUGAGUAUAGGACACAAUAACAUAAGCAGCGUCAAUGAGAACGCGUUCCGAAAUUUGCAGCAACUUGUCGAGCUUAACUUGGCUUACAACAUGAUAGUCACGCUAUCGCCGAACGUGUUCCAACCUGUGAAUAAUCUGUCGAAGCUAUUAAUCGGUUACAAUCCCGUCGCUGAGUUACCAAUGACACUUUUUAGUUCACUGAACAAUCUUCGCUCCCUUGGUUUAGAGGACAUAAACAUGGACAAUAUGGACAUGGAUACGUUCAAUCUCCAAAUGUUUCCAAAUCUUGAUUUCGUAUACUUCAAAAAGUUCCACUAUUGCAUGACCUACGCACCAAACGUGCAAAAAUGUCGACCUAUUAGCGAUGGAGUGUCAUCGGUGUCUCAUUUAUUGGGUAAACCUCUAUUAAGAGCUGCUGUUUGGAGUAUAUCUUGUGUCACUUGUCUGGGUAAUAGCCUCGUUCUUUGGGGCAGAUUCACCGCUAACGACGAGAAUCGAGUUUUGAGCAUUAUUAUCAGAAAUCUUGCAGUGUCCGACAUGUUGAUGGGAAUAUAUCUCUUCAUAAUCGCUGUAGAAGACGCGAGGUUCCGCGAUAACUACCAACAGGAAGCGAGCACGUGGAUGUCCUCAUGGUCCUGCACAAUUGUAGGAGCGUUGGCGAUGACAUCAUCUGAGGUUUCUGUGCUGAUCCUGUCAUUUAUGUCCGUGGAGCGGUUUAUUCUGAUCGCAGCCCCAUUAAAAUGUCAUCGUGCUAUGACGUCGCAAACUGCAGCCUCGUCGAUGAUCGUCAUCUGGAUUAUAGGACUUGUUCUUGCUGUAGUGCCAGUCAUUCAUUGGAGAAGCAGCACGAGAUUCUACGGUAUCAAUGGAAUGUGCUUUCCUCUGUACAUUGACGAUCCGUACUUGACAGGCUGGGAGUACUCUGCUUUUAUCUUUUUAGGACUUAAUCUCCUCGGAUUGAUGAUCAUUGGUUACGUCUACGCUGCCAUGUUCGCUAGCAUCUGGAGAACGCGCCACGCCACGCCGUUGUCAGUCGGCGAUUCCGAGUUCGCCCUCAGGUUCUUCCUAAUCGUGUUGACAGAGGCGGUAUGUUGGGCACCGAUUAUAGCGUUGAAGAUCCUCGCCAUGAUGAAAUAUCCCGUGCCGCCCGACUUGCACGCGUGGAUAGUGAUUUUCAUCCUGCCGGUAAAUAGUGCGAUCAAUCCGCUAUUAUAUACUUUUACUACGCCAAAAUUUCGUGAGAGACUCAGCGAGGGUUGGCUCGGGAAGAUAUGGAGCUGCGUGUCGAGGAAACAUUCCAAACAAGAUUCCCAGACGUCAUCCAGUAUCAAUAAGACCACAGUUAUCGACAAGAAUAUGAUGCAGUCGUUACCCCUCUGCAUCCAAUACGAUGCGACGUAAGAACACAGCCGUUUACGAGUUAAGAACAAAAAGAAUCCGAGAAGCGGAGCUAAAAUUAGUAUAAACCCGUGUUUUAUAUAUAAUAUACAUAAUAACAUAAAAUAAUAUUAAGUCUACAUUAAAUGUUAUAUAAAUUACUGUCGCAGAUAUUUAUCGAUAUUGUGCCAUGUUGCAUUAUAGAGCAGAAAUAAUAACUCUGCACAGCAUCCGGCAUGAGUAAUAGAUAACUAUAGCUUAGCCUAGCAGUAGUGAAAUUCUGCGGCUUAGUAAUCAUCAAGAAACCCGUUGUGAAAGAAGAUUAAUACUUUUGUCGCGUUUAAUAGAAUUAAUUCGCAAACGAAUCAUCACGCUGAAUCACGAAAUUUUCCGUACAUAAUACAGGAAAUAAGUAUUAUAUAUAGCUUGAUUUACUACGUUAUGUCGCAGAGAAAGUGUUUUUUAUUCUUCGCGAAAUAUUAUGUAAAUUAUAUAAAUAUUUGCAUGAACAUCAGAUUAAUACUCAGAUUAAAAAAGAAUAAAUGUUCUUCCAGUUGUGCCAAUAUUGCUCUAUUAAAAGCAAAGAAUUCAGCAAGAUAUCACGUUCUCAUUGUUUCUUGCUUAGCGCACCGUAAGAAAAACAGCCAGAAUCCGCGCUUUGUCCCUGAAUGUAUCGUUUCGCGCAUCAGUGAUCCCGGCAUGCGGAUAUUUCAAUUGUGCGAAUGCCGAUGGUCCCCGACGAAGCGUCCACCCACGUAGUGGAAGCGUGCUCGAAAAUGCACAUAAAUUAUUUUCCGACGAAGUCGGAAACGCGACCGUGCUCCGAAAUAUUUACGACAUCGAUUCUGACAUACCGGCAAAUCAUGUUUCACGAUGUGGCACCGUUAUCCCGGGUCAGCGCCACUUUGUUCCGUAUUAUUAUUGUGAGAUGAGAAAUUUAUCUUCGAACGCGGGCGUGACUUUUUAACGACUUCACCGCCGUACGCUUGAAAACGAGCAUUACAUCACCGAAAUAUGCACGAUUAGUCGACGUAAAACAAUUGGUCAUCUCUCCCGCCGCCAUCCAUCCUUACAGGGAUUACUCACUAAGCCGAUAAUACAUUACAAAGCCGAUAAUAAAUUACAAAGCCGAUGAGAAAACGAAGAAUAUUAUGACAGACGGAAAGUGAGAAAUAUUAUAGAACAUAUGCGAUUAAAUACAGCUCGCAUUAUUCGUGUAACCAUUUACGGAUAAGUUCUUUCACGGUAAUCCAUUAAAAUACGCAGAGAUAUAAACAACGGGAGAUGCAAUGAUAUCCGACUUCCGACUUUCGGAGGGUUACAGUCAGUCGUAAAUCAUGCGAACAGCCAAGAAAAAUGCAUCUCGCGAGCACUCUACGAUCUACCGGCACGUGGGUUGGCUCUUACGCGAUAUAAUGUGUAAUUUAUGGCGGAUGGCCAAUGGUAAGGUCCCGUUAAGGGGCCUCGAUACUUCGCCCGAGACAGACCGCCUUUUAGGACUGACUUUUCUUCCGCCUUAAGCUGCUAAGAUUUCUUCGGCUACAAUACAAUUACGCCACGACGUGGGCGGGGAUAUGUUACGCGAUCGUCCACAAAAUUGUUCCGGAAUAAAAAGUCGAAUAUAUAUCGUCACGACGAUGCAAGUAGAUGUAUGUAGAUUGUAGAUAGUAGGUGAAACGCAUGCUGUGAUGCAUAGGUGCAAAUAUUGCCGCAUUGUCAACUUAUCACUUGAACAAAAAUUAUAUUUUGUAAUAAAUAUAGUAAAUUCUCGAGUUCUAAAUA